Ectocarpus sp. CCAP 1310/34 is the source of this 928-nucleotide messenger RNA. The record is from the annotation of a GenBank genome assembly. Lineage: Eukaryota; Phaeophyceae; Ectocarpales; Ectocarpaceae.
AUGGUGGGCGAUUUCAACUCCAGCGUAGGGAAAGCUUCCAUUAGGGGAAAGGCGAUCGGGCAGCACGGAGAAGACAAAGUGAAUGACAACGGAGUGAAGAUGCUCGAAUUCUUGGGAAGCAACGAGCUGAUGGUGUUGAACGGUAGAGGGGAAUAAUGCGAUAAGCCGCAGUUCACCAGGCAACGGGCAGUUUGCAAGGAAACUAGAUCCUCGACUAAAUCCUGGUAGAUGGGGGGAGCACACAGAUCCCAGAUCUGCGUGUUCGACCGACCACUUCCUCAUAUGGGCAAACAUCGACCGAUCUAGAAAGGUAGACGUACGAGCAGUACGGGGACAGCGUGAUUGAAGGGUGGGAGUCCAUGGUGAACACGGCGGCAGACAGAGCAGUGAGAAAGAAGGCGGUACGAUGUGAGGUAUUGUUUAAUCAACAUAGUCUAUUCGCCAUUUGAUUUUCGUCGCAGAGGGGUGUUUUGACUCCGGACCGUGCGAUGACUCCACACCCUGUGCGGAAAUUGAAUUAAAUGCUUUGGUUUCGAUACAAGACGCACGGGAGAUGAUAAUGGCAUAUACGUCCAUGCCAAAUUUUUGACGUGGAGGGGACAAAACUACCCCAUCCCCUGUACCAAAACGCCAUAUUUUGUGCCAUAAAACCACCAAACAAACAAUUGGUUGGCCAGUUAUGGCGGCAUCACUGACAGUUGUAACAAGCACGUACUGAGGCCGACAGACGCGGAAAGGGAGGGCCAGCUCUAUAGGGGAGACUGUCUCUACUACCAAAGCCGAGGAGGACGUGCCAAUCGGCCGUUUGAGAAAACAAGAAAAUCAUUCUGUAUCUCCUGUAUCUUUGGUCUCUUCUUGGUCUGCACCCACGCAUGUCCUGCCUUACAGCACAGCACAGCACAGCUUUGCCUUCCUCUCCGAAGACCAG